Molecule: messenger RNA, 1167 nt
Organism: Acanthosepion pharaonis
Lineage: Eukaryota; Metazoa; Mollusca; Cephalopoda; Sepiida; Sepiidae
Source: the annotation of a GenBank genome assembly
AUGUGUUCACUUCGUUUCAUCAAUAUUGAACCGAACCAGUCUGUCACACAGGCCCGACUCCAUACCUCCUUUCUUUCUUUGUGGUCAACGCUGUUAUUGCACCCAUUAACUUCUUCUCCGGUCCCGACAACUCUCUUAUAUCCGGGUUACACUGUAUUUAUCUAUUUUCCGGUUUCAUUCAUACAUUUUUCUUUCUUUCUUUUUAUUUCUUUUUUUAUCUAUUUUCCGAUUUCUUUCUUUCUUUCUUUUAUCCAUUCUUUCAUCCUUUCGUUAAUUAUGACUUUCUUUUUUUUCAUUCAUUCAUAUUUUCUUUCAAUUUAUCCUUUUUUAAUAUCUCUUUCUUUUUUCUCAUUUAUUUAUAUACUUUUACGAUUUCAUUCUUCUUUCUUUCAUUUUUUUUCGCGGUUUCAUUUAUUCUUUCUUUCUUUCUUCCUUCCUUCCUUUCUUUCUUUCUUUCUUUCUUUCUUUCAGUCAUUCAUUUAUUGUUUCUUUCUUUCUUCUAUAUCUUUGUCUUCAAAGCAUCUUUCUUUCUUUUUCCUUUCUUGCUCCCGCUUUCUGUCUGUCUGUCUGUCUGUCUGUCUUUCUUUCUUUCUUUCUUUCUUUUUUCAUUCAUUCAAUCAAUCACUCAUUAUUUCUUUCUUUCAUUUUUCUUUCUUUUUUCAUUCAUUCAAUCAAUCACUCAUUAUUUCUAUCUUUCUUUUUUCUUUCUUUUUUCAUUCAUUCACUCAAUCACUCAUUAUUUCUUUCUUUCAUUUUUCUUUCUUUUUUCAUUCAUUCAAUCAAUCACUCAUUAUUUCUUUCUUUCUUUUUUCUUUCUUUUUUCAUUCAUUCGAUCAAUCACUCAUUAUUUCUUUCUUUCUUUUUUCUUUCUUUUUUCAUUCAUUCAAUCAAUCACUCAUUAUUUCUUUUCUUUCUUUUUCUUUCUUUUUUCAUUCAUUCAAUCAAUCACUCAUUAUUUCUUUUCUUUUUCUUUCUUUUUCAUUCAUUCAAUCAAUCACUCAUUAUUUCUUUCUUUCUUUUUUCUUUCUUUUUUCAUUCAUUCGAUCAAUCACUCAUUCUUUCUUUCUUUCUUUCUUUCUUUCUUUCUUUCUUUCUUCUAUUCUUUUGUUUUCAAAGCUUUUUAUUUAUUUAAUCCUGCUUUGGUUUUGUUAUGUCAGUUUUACUUGA